AAUGAAAAACGAUAGUUGUCAAAAUUAGACUGAUAAUCAGCUGCAGGAAUAAAUAAAAUUAUGACUUCCUAUUCAAAAUAAAAACAAGUCCUCAUAGUCUCCCAAGUACAUCUAAAUUAUGCUUAGAAAAAAUAGUACUAGAUUAGUCAAACACGUCUUGAGAACGUUGCACACUUCGUCCGUGGCUUAUGCUAACCAUUAUGAAGUCCUAGGAGUCACACCAAGGUCCACACAGACUGAUAUAAAAUCAGCAUAUUACAAAUUGUCCAAAUUAUAUCACCCAGACAAAUCCAGUGAUGAUGCAUCAGCUAAGAAAUUCCGGGCAAUAACAGAGGCAUAUGAAGUAUUAGGAAAUGUAAAACUGAAGAAAAUGUAUGACAAGGGUCUACUGACACGAGAGAGUCCUCACAGGCAUACAGAGUACCGUCCUGAGCCAGAACCAACAGACCCUACCCUCAAGUUCUACAAGUCUCGCGCUUCAAGGCAUGUUACUCCGACCAUGGAUGGGAAAGUGCCAAUUUACGACUUUGAUUCUUGGUCAAAAAACCAUUAUGGAGAUGUCUUCAAAAAAUCACAAUACGAUAAAGAAAUAUUAAGAAAGAAACGAGAGAAGCAAAUGGAUGCAGUGCAUUCCAACCGUCAAGAAGCAACUAUUUAUAUUAUAUUUGCACUCACUGGACUUUUCUUUGCUUUGGUGAUGCGUGGAAAGUCAGAUUAUGACGUGGACAGGACGCGCAAACUAGAAAGUACACCAGUUAGCACUGCAGAGAAAUCUGAGUCUUCAUAGUAAAAUUUAUAGGGCAGUUUAUACGGGUAUUGGCUCAUGGCACACAGUAUGCGAUUCACACGGUCAUCAGCAUCAUUCAGAAAUUUGAUCAUCGCUGUAAUUCGCGCAAGGUGUUGUUUCACUCAAACUUUGGAACGAUUUGUGAAUCGAAUCUUAUGUGCUAUCCUAUAAAGUAAUAUGAAAUGAAACAUGUUCACUCCUUAUCUUACAUAGGUUUGUUGUAGAAAGAACUGGGCUUUUUUAAAGAAUACCCUAUUGCAUUUGCAAUAGAGCCUACUGCAUACAACUUCCUGUAACGAUGCGGCUGCUCUCCGCAGAAAAAUUAAUAUAGAAACUCAUUUUUGCAUUCUUCCAGCAAAACAUCCCAUUUUUAACCCCCGACGGGGUGUUAUAAGUUUGACGUGUCUGUCUGUCUGUCUGUUUGUCUGUGUGUGUGUGUCUGUCUGUGGCAUCGUAGCUCCCGAACGGAUGAACCGAUUUCGAUUUAGUUU
Messenger RNA from Leguminivora glycinivorella, 1278 nucleotides. RefSeq names its product dnaJ homolog subfamily C member 30, mitochondrial-like (gene DnaJ-11). The record is from RefSeq and is a predicted model, not a curated record. Bases 119 to 787 code for a protein of 222 amino acids. Lineage: Eukaryota; Metazoa; Arthropoda; Insecta; Lepidoptera; Tortricidae. The transcript has 5 exons.